This is a messenger RNA of Rubroshorea leprosula, 786 nucleotides long. Lineage: Eukaryota; Viridiplantae; Streptophyta; Magnoliopsida; Malvales; Dipterocarpaceae. The record is from the annotation of a GenBank genome assembly.
UAAAAAAAAAACUAUACUCCAAACGAAGGAUUAUUUAUAUUUAUAUAUGAACACCUUAUUACGCAUAUCAAAUCUUAAAAUGUUCCCACGACAAACCCUUUGAAUUAAAAAAAUUUUAUUCCCUCCAACCCGGCCGAUCAAAAAUCUGGUUUAUUUAUUUAGUUCGUCAAAUCGAAUGGUGAGACGAUUCUUCCUGAUCUCCGAUGCUGAAUCUAAGAUGGGGUCUCCCUGCAGCCACCGGCGACGGUGAAGUAUUAGAACGCGCGGCAAGCAACUGUCAUGGCGACCCACCCCUCACUCUUCGACCUUCUUAUGGGAUACGAUACGUUGGUGGAUUUGGGAGAUGCGUGAGGAUAGUUCCUGCCGCGAGAUUUGCUGUGAAGCGCGCAGCCGCAACUGCGGUGGUAGGGACGGUUCUCGAUUUCAGAGUUGCAGCCGGAGAUGCACCCUACGUAGACGAUGGAUCGAAAGAGUCCACCGACAGCAGCCAUGUGGGGUGCACCGCAACCUGAGGAAUGACGGUUGUGGCAAUUGUAGAAAGCAGUCGUGUGGAAUUUAUACAUAGAACAGCGCUGGUUUAAACCACUGGGUCAAUUCAAAUCAAAAAAAUAUAAUGUUGUGUAGUACUUUGACAAAACAGGCGCGGUGGAUCAACUGGUUUGUAACCUUGCCCAUUGUGGAGGAGGCACAAGUUUGAGCAUGCUCCAUGUUAAAAUGUAUGUAGAGUGUUUCUAAAUUUUUAAUGGGUUUUUUAAUAUAUAAAAUGUAUAAUAUAUGUAAUUUUUU